Molecule: messenger RNA, 830 nt
Organism: Polyodon spathula (Mississippi paddlefish)
Lineage: Eukaryota; Metazoa; Chordata; Actinopteri; Acipenseriformes; Polyodontidae
Product: deoxynucleoside triphosphate triphosphohydrolase SAMHD1-like
Exons: 4
Coding region: 201-716 (171 amino acids)
Biological process (GO): defense response to virus; regulation of innate immune response; dGTP catabolic process
Cellular component (GO): nucleus
Molecular function (GO): dGTPase activity; protein binding
Source: RefSeq, a predicted model, not a curated record
AAAGAGCAGGCGGAGUUUAUUUGUUGCGUGUUACGGAAGAGGCUGGCGUUUGGUUGUCAGAUUCACUCAGAGCAGGCCGGUAAAGCGGUUUUCUAAAAACAGUAAGCUCCGAUAAGCGAUUGCUUUCUUUGACGCACAACGGCCUUGCUUUAAGUUUUACAUUUACGACAAGAUUAAAAAAAAAAAAAAAAAGGAGUCAGAUGGAAAUCCAAAAGGGCUCGAGAGUCGAAAACUCUGCUGGAGAUGUUUUCAAAACCCCGGAGAAAAAGGUUUCCAACGUAAUAGCAGGGCCGAGCUGUUACUGGUAUGACUGGGGAGUCGAAGAAGUCUGCGGCUAUCUGCAGCAAAUAGGGUACGGGGAGUGGCAGCAGCGAUUCAGAGAUGAACAGAUUACAGGAGUGAGACUGAUCAACCUUACAGAGUCUCAACUGGAGAAAAUGGGAAUUUGCCUGCUUGGGGUCCAGUUGGAACUUCUGUCCUACUUUAGGAAGCUGUGGUUGUGCUCGUCCGUUGAAAACAGAAAGAUAUUCAAUGAUCCCAUCCACGGGCACAUUGAGCUGCACCCCCUGCUGGUUCAUAUAAUAGACACCCCUCAGUUCCAGCGGCUGCACUACAUCAAGCAGCUCGGGGGAGCCUUCUUCGUGUUUCCUGGGGCUUCCCACAACCGGUUUGAGCACUCCAUUGGGUACGGGCUGAGUGCAGGGCCGCCAAACUAAAGCCCGAACAUUUAGCGUACAUUUUCAGAGACUUUAGAUGGUCUUUAUCAAAGUUAUGCUCUUGUGUCUGACAGGAUCUUGGAGUUGUUAGUGCCUCCCUCUGUGCAGUAUAAU